Messenger RNA from Cercospora beticola, 1340 nucleotides. RefSeq lists its product as uncharacterized. Gene Ontology annotation, cellular component: RAVE complex. The record is from RefSeq and is a predicted model, not a curated record. Lineage: Eukaryota; Fungi; Ascomycota; Dothideomycetes; Mycosphaerellales; Mycosphaerellaceae.
CUGAACAUGAGCCUAGGUGUGCAGAUGGAAUGAUAUCCAGAAAAGGCAGCGUGGAUGGUGAGACGGCAGCCGAACGAUCGGGAAAGCGCCUGCUCCCCCCCGGAUCACCAACAGGCUUCUGCUCUCCUCGGCCCUUACGCGCCAGCCAAUCCAGUGACAUCGGAGCUUUCUGCCUCUGAUGCACAAAACGGUAUAGCUGACAAUGACAACAUUACUCUGGCCGCCCAUUCCGCCCGAGGAUCUGGCCCGCGAAGAGCAGGAAACACUUGCUAGCGAGUUGGAAUGGCUUCUGGGAUCGCUGCAGGACACGCUCAAGUCCCUGAAAGAAGGGUUGGAAGAGUGCGCUGAAUUGCUUGCGCCCAAAGAACCGGGCUCGACGCUUGUGCUAUCAUCCCUCAGAUCAGAGAGUCUGAAAGGGUUCAUCACGCGAGUGGGCACGCGCAUAGUCAAGGGCGAUGUGCAGCUGCGACUGCCAUCUCUGCCACCGCCAAAAGGUCAGAGCAGCUACAAGCUGACAAUCUCUUCUCUACCAACCGCGCCAACUAUCGUGCUCGAGCAACUGACCACAGCACGAACACUCAUCAACGCGUGUCUGGAUGUGGUCGACGCUACACUAUGGACAGGCGACAGCACGAACGCGGACUUCAUUUCUGGACAACUGCGACUGCUGCAUGGCAACAUUGAGGAAGCUAAGAACUCCUUGAAAGGAUGGACAGAGAGCCAGAAGCCGUGGCAUGAGGUGCCGCUAGACGAAAACGCCUUCAAUCCACCUCUCCCCGCCUACGUGUCCUUCCACCUGUCCAUAUCCGAAGCCGCGGUUCUGCUCAACGUCCGAACGCUCGAACUUGCCGAUCCACAUACGGGCACAAACACGCCUUUAGGCAUUCCGGGGUCAUCGUUCAGUGGCUUCGGUCUGCGCGAAAGACUUGCCACCGCGCUGGGAGGGCCUAGGCAGGCUGGUCACGAUGAGGCGCACGAAGUCUUCACAUACAAAGGUCAAGAGGUUCGCGUGCGAGACAAAGUAAGGAUCGAAUCGCAAGAUCCAAGCCUGAUGGCAGCAAUGGCCAAACUUGGAGCUUUGGAGCGGAAUGUUGCAUUGUCAAGACGAGCACUGGAUGUGGUCAUGGGCAAAGAUCAGGAAGAUGUGUGAGAAGAUUGGUUCGCUGUACGGCGCACAAGGAUAUCUACAAGCCAAAGAUACUGAUAUGCUAUCAAAACCCAUCUCCACGGCAUGUCUGGGUCUCGUCUGUUUCUCCACGGUCGGGCCACAAAGAAACCACGUGCUAGCGGGCUUCUCCGGAUUUCCGUCCACGGCGCCGAUAACGCAACUCGAAGAUUAU